Messenger RNA from Spizellomyces punctatus DAOM BR117, 339 nucleotides. RefSeq lists its product as uncharacterized. Lineage: Eukaryota; Fungi; Chytridiomycota; Chytridiomycetes; Spizellomycetales; Spizellomycetaceae. The transcript has a single exon. The coding region runs from base 1 to 339 and encodes 112 amino acids. The record is from RefSeq and is a predicted model, not a curated record.
AUGACCGCUGCAAGUCCUGCACACCGGUUGGGCGCAGAAACUCUGUUUCCACCAAUCCACCAAUCCAUGUGGAAUGGAAAAAGAGCGGCUGGGUCCGGUGAAGCACGCCCUGGGUAUACCGAAAGGCAGACCAACCCGCAAUCACGAGUAUCGCGCGGCCUGAGGGAACCCACCUCUCCCCACAGCAAUAUCGUGUACGAUUUGGGAACCACAAAAACGUACCUUCGUGUUUCUCUGACGAGAUGGAGAGCGGCUGCGCGAGCCAGGUGUCGGGGCACUUUCUCAGGUCAAACAGCGGAUGACGGAGGUCGUGCUGGAGACCGGAGUUACAAGGUGUAA